ACCGCUGCUUGAUAAAUUAUUUUGACUUGAUAUUUAACGAAACACUGAUUUCGUUAUGAAUUCAUAUUAAUUUUAAUUAAUUUAUUAUAUUUAUGAAUUAAACAAUAAGUGUUUAUUAUAAAUUUAACUUAAAAUGGCGGAAACCGGCGAGGAGUUGCAGGAAUUAAGGCAGAAAAACACAGUAUCAAAUAACGGCGGCCAAGAGACUGUACAUGUAUCAACUCGAGAGUACGAUAAGGAACAACAUGAAAAACCCUGGCAGCGGGUACCAAGCACAAUAAUUAUAGUAUUACUGGGCUUAUACUUCCUUCUCGGAUAUAUGACGCAACUAGUUGAAGAUAAUAUGCCUACUCCAUACCAAGAUAUAGAUAUUGCAAGAGACAGUCCAGACCAGUUCAGCGAGGAAUCCGCUUGGAGGUACCUGCGUUUGAUAAUGGGUGACGAGCCCAGGGUUGCGGGGACGGCAUACCAUCUUCAGAAGACCAGGGACGUGAAGAGCAUGGUGGACGACAUAGCUCGGCAGACCAGGAUACCAGUUAGAACGGACUGGCAGUAUGCGACAGGCAGUUACCUGAUGAAUACAUCUACUCCUUUCUUAAAUUACUAUCACAAUCUGUCCAACAUCGUAGCAGUGUUAGAGGGAGACAGCGGAUUCAAUGCCGAUGGUUCCACUCGCUCGUCGAUACUGGUCAACUGCCACUAUGAUUCUGUGCCAUAUUCAUUAGGUGCAUCGGAUAAUGUGGUAUUUUGUGCGGUAAUGGCUGAAACACUGGCGAAGAUGGCGCGCCGGUCGCAGCGGUACAAACACAAUGUUAUUUUCCUGUUUAACGGCGCGGAAGAAAACCCCUUACAGGCGAGUCACGGCUUCCUGCAGCAUCCGUGGUCGCGCGGCGCCACCGUGGUCGUCAACUUGGACGCGGCCGGCAUGAACGGGAAGCCGGCAGUCUUUCAGGUGACGGACGAGCGCGUGCUGAGUGCGUUCAAGCGCCGUGCUCGUCGUCCCAACGCGCAAGCAUUCGGGGAAUUCCUGUUCCAGUCGGGGGCCAUCCCCUCCGACACUGACUUCCGGAUAUGGAGGGACUUCGCCAACAUUACUGGUAUCGACAUAGCGUACUCCAAGGGUGGCCACGUGUACCACACCCGGUAUGAUGCACCGGAUCUCCUCCGCGAGGGUGUGGUGCAGUGCGCUGGUGAUAUGCUACUCCCGUUCCUAACAGAGCUGGCUGACCUGCAGGACCUCGACACUAAGGUGGAGUCGUCUACUUCAGUGUACUAUGAUUACCUGAACACGUCCGUGAUAUCGUACUCCCGGACAAUCGCAGCAGUUGUCGACUCACUGAUUUCACUACUGGCAAUACUCUCCGUACUCUAUUAUUUAUGGCUGGUCGGAUUCCAAUGGCCGAUGAUAAGAGAGCUGUUGUUGGCGGUGGUGGGUCGCGUGGCGUCGCUGCUGGCUGGCCUGCUGACGGUCACCAUCUUCGUGCCUCUGAUGGUCGCCACCACUGUGCAGAUGAGGUACCUGACGCAGCCGUGGCUGGUGGUGCCUCUGUACUGGAUGCCGUUCAUCAUUCCGGCCGUGGUUGUCUCGCACAUGUACGACGCCUGGAGGAGCAGGAAGAGAGCGAUAAAUCGGUCGAUUCGAGCGCUGCAAGCGAUGGCAGCUAGCCGCUUGAUCCUGGCAGUGGUGCUGGUAGUACUGACCUGCAUACCAUCGGUGGCCAACGUGCGGUACGCCGUCUCCUUCCCACUCAUGCUGAUGUCGUUCGCAUCCAUCGUCUCUCUCACCAUCAUCAGAUACUUCCGGAUGAAAGCAUGGCGUCACCUGAUCAUGGAGGCAACUCUAUCCGUGCCUACAGCGAUGUUCUCCUUCUCCCUGGCUCUGCGACUCAACGCCAUGCUGCUGCCCGUCAUGGGCAGAGCGGGCCUUGAUUCACCCGACUACCUGGUGGCAGCAGUCAACGUAGCGCUAGCAGCACUCACCUGUUCCAUAGUGGCCGGAAUCGAACUGCUGUUCUCGCAUAGGCGUCUGUGGUUGACGGCAGGUUUUCUAUCUGUGAUCUGCAUAGUGUUGAUGUUCAUACCAUUCAGCCCGUAUAACGACGAAGGUCCCUCCACGCAGAGGCACUACUGGUUUCACACAGAAAUUAAAAGCCAUGACAUAAAUGGUGUCGUGACAGAAACCACCACUGGAGUGCUGGUCACCAAGCACGAUCCCUACAGCACCCAGCGCGUGCUGCCGGCGCUCAGCAACCACGGCAUCAAUCUACACUCGCGGACCGACUUCACUGAAGACUGCGAGACCUAUCUGUUCUGCAAUCUGCCAUUGUAUCGGGUCUCGUUUGGACAAUAUCUGAAGGACGGUCUGUUCCUGUACACAUCUGGUCCGGCCCCGUUCUCCCCCACUGCGGGUAUUGUCCGCAGGGGACGCUCCUGCAUCGGGGAGACCUGCACGCUGGAACUUGUCAUGACAGCCGCGCCCCACAAUAUGGUGACCGUGUGGCCCCAUGUUGGUGUCCAGCUGAAGUCCUGGACCCUGUCUCCGCAGCUGCCACCUGCUGUCCAGCACGCCGGCAGACCAUACUACGUAAUGGUGCACUCGGAAGCCACCUACAAGGGCACCCUCGAUCAGCUCUCCUUCAAUCUCACACUCAUUGUGCCGUUAUCGCAACAGAACCAACCAUUAGUAGAUGUAUCUCACCACGCCCACAAAAUACAACAUCCUGAAGACUACACCGCUCAGUUCGAGAUGAUCCUCGAAGCUAUGCCCAAGUAUUUUAAUUUCGCAAACUUUAUGACGUUUAGAAAUAACUAUAUAUUUUAAUGUAUAUGUAAGAAUAGGUACGUUUUUUAUGACGCCUUGCAGCUAGGUAGAGCUAUAUACGUAGGGUUGCGGAUAAUAACUGAAAGAGAGGAGUUGAAGAUCGGGCCCAGUUCUGUUCCUUGGGGAAGACCUAUGUCCAGCAGUGGACUGAUGUUGAAUGAUAUGAAUUAGAUGUUGUUUUGCGCAACAUUUUAUUAAUGGAUUUGUAUAAUUUUAUUUAAUUUCGAUACUAUUAGCAUGUGUGAGACCUGUCCGUGCGGAAUCCUGACCACCGCUACUGGACGCGUUAUAUUAUAUAGACUAUAAUCUCUAAAAUGUCAUUUGUUAACAAUUCUCACGUGUAAGACAUUGGUUAGCAACUGAAACUGUCAAAUACAUAAGCGCUAAACUGUCAAAUAACAAAUCCUGUUUGAAUUAAAAGUGAAUUGUUAACAAGAGGAUACACAAUUCAGAUGAGUUCUUAAGGCGUCGACACGAACGUACCUUACGUAUACAAAUUAUAGCUACUUAUCAUCACAAAAUUGUAUGUCAAAAUGUUAUUUUUGACGAGGAUCCCGAGAAUAAAAUUCUCAGUAUCGUAAUCAUGAGACUAAAAAUAAAUAUUUUGACGACCUUUUAAAGUAACAAGUUUAUUUUAUAUUUUUGUUUUUGGUUCGGUGUUUCCCUUUAUAGGGAAAGGCAAAAGGACUCAGCCCAUACAGCCCGUUUAUUUUGUAUAAUUUGAUGUUUGUUUUGUAUUAAAUAAAAGAAGUGCUAUGUACCUAUAUUUUUACUGAUAAGACUACCUACUGAAUUAUUAACAUUAUACCUAACAGUUAAGUCUGAUGGUUAAAAUCACGUUUUAGUGUAUUACCGUACAGAACUUUGUAAUAUUCUUUGUAUUAAUAUAGAAAGGUAGAGAAAGAAAGAAGGGAGGUAGGAUGUUUAAAAUUCAUCAAUGUUUAGUAAAAUACAAUAAAAUAAAAAAAAACCUAAAAGUGAAACAUCACUAAUACCAAAACCAAACAGUAAUCCCAGUGUAGGUAGCUCACCACCUGCUAUGUUGAAUACAAACAUAAUAAUAAUAAUAACUCUGUAUUGUACACAGAUAAAAAAUUACAAUAAAAGUAAAAAAAUAUAUACCCCAGAAAGAUGUCGACAUGUCAUAUGUAGGCGUCAUUAUGUGUAUAAUUGACAAUACCUCUGAUUACCCCAUUUCGUGAUAUCACAUUUAUUAUCACUUCAUCAUCAUUGGAACCCGUGUUUCUUAUUAUCAAUUCAAGAUAAGAUUGCAUUCGUAAAGGAUGAUAAAUUAAAAAAAAUAUGUGACUAUGUACUUAAUAAUAUGUAAUAACCACAGGACAGUUCACACAGCGCCAUCUAGACCCAAGUUAAGCUAGCUAAAGCUUGUGUUACUCAUAACACAACUAGACAACUGAUAUAAAUACAUAAAUACAUUUGAUUUUUAUAAAUAAUAUACAUACAAAACGCCCAUACAAUCAAUCAUACUCAUGAAUACAAAUGAAUGUACUGUGCAGGGAAUCAAACUCGCGAUCGUUGAAGUAAGGCGAUGUGGUAGAUAAUUAUCUUAAUAGGUUUUGUAUUAUUAUUGUCUGUAACACAAAUGUACCUAUUAAAAUUUUAUACCUCUCAGUACAUUCUUCAUUAGAAAGAGACAAAUAUAAUGAAGAUUCGUUCGUUCGUUCAUAUUUUAAUUUUUUAUGAGGCUGCUAAACUUUAUUUAACAAAUAAUAAUAGUAUUUAUUCUAUUUACUUAACGUAUUUUUGAUUAUAUAAUAUUUACAUUAAUAAUUUAAUAACAUUAAGAAUUAGUCAUAUAAUUAAUUUAUUAAAACAUUAUUUGGUCCAUUUUAAAAUAGUAUUAUGUAAGUACUUACCGUAUUUUUUAUUAUAUUUAAUAUCGGACGUCAUUAAUUUAUGAACAUUAUGAAUUAGAAAUAUGAUUUAUUUAAAAAAAAAAUUUAAUCCAUUAAUUAUGGAGCGUCCAUUAGGAAUAAUAAAUUAUUUAAUAUUAAUUACACUAAGUUAAUGAUUAUUUGAUAAUGUAAUAUUCUAUACGACAUCAUUUAACAUGGGUAAAGUGGGAGUUACACUAUCAAUUUUUUUUAUAUCAGGAUCUUCUAGAACUAUCAGCAUGUAAUAAAAUACAGAUAUCAAAUAUGUGAUGAUUUUUUUAUAUAUUUAAUUCCCAUUAUUAUUUGAUAAUGUAACAUAUAUUACAACAUCAUUUAACAUGGGUAAAGUGGGAGUUACAUUAUUAUUUUUUUUAUAACAGGAUCUUCUAGAAAUAUCAGCAUGUAAUAUCAAAUGUGUAAUUAUUUA
This is a messenger RNA of Achroia grisella, 5143 nucleotides long. RefSeq names its product endoplasmic reticulum metallopeptidase 1-like. NCBI's taxonomy places the organism in Eukaryota, Metazoa, Arthropoda, Insecta, Lepidoptera, Pyralidae. The transcript is spliced from 19 exons. The coding region runs from base 134 to 2821 and encodes 895 amino acids. Gene Ontology annotation, molecular function: metalloexopeptidase activity. The record is from RefSeq and is a predicted model, not a curated record. Gene Ontology annotation, biological process: proteolysis.